AUGUACUCCAUCUCGUUCUACCCGUGGAAAAUGGAGCCGCACGGCUACUAUUCGCAUCCCGAAGCUGCAGCCAACUGGGUCCCGGACACUGUCAGCGCUCGCUGCCAGAUCUGCCUCGCGGCGUUCACGCUGACCCGCCGAAGACAUCACUGCCGCCUGUGCGGUCACCUCGUGUGUGCCAACUGCUCUCACGAUCGGACGUAUCUCCCCUUCGCCGGCUCAACGCCUAGUCAACACCGACUCAUUAAGGACGGAGCUCCUCAGAGAACGUGUAGCUCCUGCGCUAGUACACUGCGGAACAUGGCAGGACAAGACGAUCCUCGCGUGAAGCGCUUCACAGUGGCCGUAUCCUCAGCGAGACGACGCAAAUCCACUUCAUCAGCGACAGCGAUCUCGGUAUCUGCCUCGCGGUCAGUGGUUGAGGUGGAGGUGGAGCGUCCGUCCCCGUGGUUGAGGCGUACUGGCAUGGCGCUCACAGACAGCGACAUCGAAGACGAAGAGUUCUUCAUUGAGUCCACGAAGGCACUACAGCUCGACCAACGCUCUCGUGGAACUACGCACCACUUCCCGCUUCGUCUAUCCGUUACCAGAGCAGAAGAACUUGAUGAGAUCCUGAGCGCGCGCGCGUGUUCUCGUGCGCUGGACCAGGGUGAAAACUCUGGCAGUCGACAGUUUGUCAUUAGCUCCGCGUGGCUUGAUCAGUGGUUGCAGUACGUGCGCGUAGACUCGGCAAGUGCUGACGCAGCAUCGAACGCGUUCUGCAAGGGACGACGAGGUAAGCCCAAUACGAAAUGUCGUCUGACGAGACCCCCGCGACCUGGUCCGGUUACGAAUUAUACGCUACUGGACUUUGUGAACGGCGAACUGGUGCCCAAGCCCAACCUCACUAGAAGCAAAGGGAGUCACGGCGGAGGGGACUAUCGCGUUGUCAGUCAGGAGGUCUGGGUCACGUUC
This is a messenger RNA of Phytophthora sojae, 954 nucleotides long. RefSeq lists its product as hypothetical. The transcript has a single exon. The annotation marks the transcript as partial. NCBI's taxonomy places the organism in Eukaryota, Oomycota, Peronosporomycetes, Peronosporales, Peronosporaceae. The record is from RefSeq and is a predicted model, not a curated record. Gene Ontology annotation, molecular function: metal ion binding; cysteine-type deubiquitinase activity.